Acanthochromis polyacanthus (spiny chromis) is the source of this 2502-nucleotide messenger RNA. Its product is annotated as G-protein coupled receptor family C group 6 member A-like. The record is from RefSeq and is a predicted model, not a curated record. The transcript has 6 exons. Gene Ontology annotation, biological process: G protein-coupled receptor signaling pathway. Gene Ontology annotation, cellular component: membrane. Lineage: Eukaryota; Metazoa; Chordata; Actinopteri; Pomacentridae. Gene Ontology annotation, molecular function: G protein-coupled receptor activity. The coding region runs from base 1 to 2502 and encodes 833 amino acids.
AUGAGUGUAUAUCACUCUUGCAUAGGAGUGAAUAGUCCUCUGCAUGCAUAUUCUUCUGGGGACAUCAUUAUUGGAGGACUUUUUCCAAUUCACUCAAAAACCAACCACACUAACCUGCCUGGACCAAUCUCCUGUGAUAACUAUGAAUUCAACGUUUUCCUGCACACUCAAGUGAUGAUAUAUGCCAUCAGAGAAGUAAACCAGCGCAAACCAAGAGUUCUACCCAACUUCACCAUAGGAUAUGACAUCUAUGACACUUGUGGAGACGUCGACAUCGCCAUUAGAGCAGCACUCCAACUGUUGAAGAACCAGUCAGAUCCUCAGAGCUGCUUAGUGCCUGAAAACAAUACGUCUGCCUUUUCUGAACCCCAAACAAAGGUGGUGAUUGGUGAAAGGUAUUCUGAAGUGUCGACAGCUGUUGCACGAAUUCUUGCUCUGUCAUCAGUUGCCCAGAUUAGCCAUGCAUCAACCAGUGAGGUGCUCAGCAAGAAGUACAAGUUCCCCUCUUUUCUGCGAACAGUGCCUAGUGAUGCACAUCAGACAGAGGGCAUUGUUGAGCUAGUGAAAGAAUUUAACUGGAAAACAGUGGCAAUUGUGGGAAGCGAUGAUGAGUAUGGGAAGUAUGGCAGUGAUCGACUUGAGGACCACUUCACUAAUGCGAAUGUCUGCAUUGAAUUCAUGACAAUCCUGCCUGGUGACUUCAACCAAAACAGUUCAUUGCUACCUAAGCUGGUGGAAAAAAUCAAUGACUCCUCAGCUGAGGCCAUCAUCUUAUUCACCAAGGACACCUAUGUUAGAAUCAUUAUGAAAGAAGCUAUUAAAGCUAAGUUAAACAGAACAUGGAUUGCAAGUGAUUCAUGGUCCACCUCUUCAAAGAUCUCUUCACUGAAAGACUUUGGGAGUGCUGGGCAAGUUUUUGGAUUUAUCUUUAAGAGGAAAGAGGUUCCUGGUUUCAAAGACUAUGUCACCUCUGUGUUUAAUGGAACGACGAACAGCUUUAUCAAACAUCACCUGACUCGCUAUAAACCUUGCUUAAAUCAGUCUGAGGAGAACGAAGAAAAAAAUUGCUCACGGACAAACACUCAACAGUGUCUGCACCCCAGCUGUUUGGCAACUCACCUUGACCAGGAUGAAUCAUACAGUAUCUAUUUAGCAGUCCAAGUCAUUGUUGAGGGUCUCAGACGCUUGCUGAAAUGCAGCAACCAGCAGUGUGAACGUGGUCCCAGAUUUACAGCUUUGGAGCUUCUCAUGGAAAUCCAGAAGGUCAACUUCAUUGUGAACACCACACAUAUAUUCUUUAGCGACACAGGAGAUCCCAGUUUGGGAUAUGAUAUUGUGCACUGGAACAUGUCUAAUUCCACACAGGUCUUACAAAUAGAAACUAUUGGAGAAUACUGGCCCAAUGGAAGAAUCAAAGUCGCAGAAUAUCUUCGUAGCAGCAUGAAAAAUGUGACGGUAACUGCUUACAACUGCUCUAAAACAUGUAAACCAGGACAAGAGAUGAAAAUACAAAGAAGAAAGUGCUGCUAUGAUUGUGUUAAAUGCACAACUGGAGAGUAUUCCCCUGGAAACGGUAUGGAGUGUAAGCGCUGUGGUGUCGAAAAGUAUUCAAUCGAAGGACAGAGGGAUGAGUGUUUAAACAAAACUGAUGAAUAUCUCAGUUGGUCAGAUCACUUCUCUAUCAUUCUGAAUUUCUUUGGGAUCAUUGGAAUAAUUGCUACCAUUGGAUUCACUGUUCUGUUUGCAAUCUAUUCUACAACUCCCAUUGUUAAAGCAGUUGGAGGCUACCUGUGUUUCUUGGAACUUCUUUCCCUGCUGGCCAGCUUCAGCGUUAGCUUUAGCUUCAUAGGCAGACCCACCAAGGUUUCAUGUUUACUAGGCAUGCCUUUCUUUUUCAUAGCCUUUUCCGUCUGCAUCUCCUGCAUUCUGGCGAACUUGCUUCAGAUUUUGGUAGGCUUCAACUUUCAUCUGAAGUUAGGUUCCUGGAUAAAGAAACUUAACCGACCGUUGGCUGUGGUGACCAUCGUCUCUGGGGUGCAGUUGGCUCUGUCUGUGUCAUGGCUGAUCAAAUCCCCACCAGCUCCUAAAGAGCAGCCAUUAGAUGUGAUCAUCCUGCACCAGUGUGAGAUUAAGACCCGUGGGUUCAUAUUAGCCAUGAUAGCCUAUCAGGCUCUCUUGGGCUUUAUUUGUUUCCUGUUUGCAUUCAAAGGAAAACAGCUGCCAGAUUUAUAUAAAAAUGCAGCGUUGAUCUCUGUCAGUAUGCUGCUGUUUUUGAUCAUUUGGGCUAUCUUCACCCCACUCUAUCUCACUCUGACAGGGAAGUACAAACCAGCCAUUGAAAGUGCAGCCAUUCUCAUUUCUAGCUACAGCAUCCUCGGCUUUCACUUGGCCCCGAAGUGUUACAUUAUGGUGUUCAGAAAGGAGCUGAAUGAUGAGAAUGCCAUCACUGAGCACAUCAGGAAACAUUAUGAGCAGAAGGGCGUGGCUGUGGUGAGAUCAUAA